Thunnus maccoyii (southern bluefin tuna) is the source of this 5950-nucleotide messenger RNA. RefSeq names its product pleckstrin homology domain containing, family A member 7b (gene plekha7b). The record is from RefSeq and is a predicted model, not a curated record. The coding region runs from base 974 to 5059 and encodes 1361 amino acids. Gene Ontology annotation, molecular function: protein binding. The transcript has 34 exons. NCBI's taxonomy places the organism in Eukaryota, Metazoa, Chordata, Actinopteri, Scombriformes, Scombridae.
CUGUUAACUCGGGACAUAUGAUACGAUCAGAUUUGCCAAGAGGAUGGGAAGAGGGCUUCACGGACGAGGGAGCCAGCUACUUCAUCAAACAGUCGAGCAGGUUGACCAGUCAGAGCUGGAGCAGGAGUCAGAGCAGAAACAAGGCAGGGGAGAUGCCAGAGCCGGGAUGGGAACCUGCUGUUGUAGCUGCCUGCCCCUUGGCCGGGGGACUGACUCGGCUGAUCAUGAAAUAGAGCUGGUUACUGAGCUGGAACCCUCCAGUUUGGAGAGCAAGGAGAGGCAGAUUGAGAAAAGCACCCUGAGCCAGCUACUCAGCUGUAGUCUGUCCUCCAUCCUCCAUCCUCCAUCCCUGUCUCCCUGGCUGACUGGGAUGUGAUCUGAUAAAGAGGGCUCAGGGUGAGACGGAAGGCUCUGGUUGCAGUCAGAGACCAAGCACACCUACCUGCAUAGCACUGUGCACUGUGUUAAAACAAGAGAACAGCAAAGGACUCUACUUACUGUCCGUCUUCAAGCUUAGGACAGAAUUGGAUGUUUGAAGCUUUUGAAUUGGAUUUACUGCUUUCCACCUCUGAUCAUUUACUGUGUGAGUGCCUUCUUCGACUCCUGGGGUAUGCUAACGAGAUGUGAAGGAGAGCAUAGAUCGAUGAGAAAGAGCAGCAGAGGAUGAAACUCAGGGGACGAGGACAACAGCAGCUGGAUGCAUUACCUGCAAUUUGGUGCAUGUGUGUGUGUGUGCAGUAAUUACCUCACUCUUCCUUUCUCGCUGUGCAUGCUGUGCAUUGCCUGCAUGACUGCAGAGAGAAUGGAGCAGAGAGGGCGUCCAGUUCAGGGAAGUGCUCUGACGGCACAGCACUGCUGAGGAACGCAUACAUUAGAAGAAAGCAGAGGAGAGGAGACAGUCCACUGACUGCAUGUAUUUUUAGCUCCACCUCGGCAGCAUAACACAGGAGAAGUGGGAAGGAGGAUGUUUUGAAUGAAUCAACGCCACGGUGCUCAGCAGAGGACGUCAGCAACAGCGGUACUACCAGCUGAGAGGAGUACACACACACAGUCACCACUGAGAAGAGCACAGCGGAGCACAGCAAAUCACAGACCUGCGGCUAACAUGUUGGGCCAACCAGGACAGUCCUUACACUUCCCUUACAAGAGGCAGCAAGUGUAUCGUGCGACUCACAGCCACAACCUGAGGGCUACAUCAUUUCGGCACCCUGUGACCGGACAGAUUUCCCCCGAAAACACAGAAUACACACUACAAGACAGGAUAGAAUCCCACAUGUCCAAGUCAGCGGCCAAUCAGAGAUCCCCCAGCAUGGUCAGAGAGUCCUCCAAGGCGGUGACCUCAACAGCAGCGGAUCCCACCUCAGGGUCAAAGGGCUCCAGGGGUGCGGGGAAAGUACACAGUUUUGGCAAAAGGGAUCACGCUAUUAAAAGAAACCUCAACAUCCCAGUGGUGGUGAGAGGCUGGCUCUAUAAACAGGACAGCUCUGGAAUGCGACUGUGGAAACGGAAGUGGUUUGUUUUGUCAGACUACUGCUUGUUUUACUACAAAGACAGCCGAGAGGAGACAGUGCUCGGUAGCAUCCCUCUGCCCAGUUAUGUCAUUGCACCAAUUGAGCCUGAUGACCACAUAAACCGCAAAUAUGCUUUCAAGGCGAGCCAUACAGGAAUGCGCUCCUACAUUUACAAUAAGAACUCUGUGAUUGGCUCGCAGGCAGAACACUGCGGGAUGCGGACAUAUUUCUUCAGUGCGGACACACAGGAGGACAUGAAUGGCUGGAUCCGGGCCAUGAACCAGGCUGCGCUGAUGCAGCAGAGUCACAGCAUAAAGAGAGAGGUGGAGAAGCCAGGGAAGGCUGUACCGCAGGCAGUUCCCCAGACAAAUCAUGUCCACAUCAACCAGAACUCGUCUCAAUCAGAAAGCCAUCGGAGGACAGACAGAGAGGAAAUUCAGGAUAAUGGUAUCCGACUGGCUCAUGGAGACGAAGUGAGGUAUGGAUUGGAGAUCCAAGGAAGGCCCAGCCAGCCAGCCACAACGGAAAGGGUAGAGAGACUUUCUCCAGAGUCUGCUGAUGGUAUAACCCACAAGAACGGCCAGCAGACUGUAAUCCAAGUGACUCUGCCACCAGAACAGAAUGGAAAUCUCGUCUAUCAGAGGGGUUUUGUUUCCCGGGCAGACACUGAGAAACACGUACAGAGGAAGAAUACACUGGCUCAGGUGGAGCAGUGGGUCAAAGUUCAAAAAGGGGACCCGCCGAAGAGUUCUCCCCCUGCGGAGUACAACCUCCCUCGGCGGACUCCUCCCUUAAAGCCCAAAGCCAGCACAGCGGAUGUCACCUAUCAGUCAUUGCCAAAGUCUCCCCGUCUCCCAUCUGGCAGCAACUCUCCUUCAGCAACAUGCAACCUGCCCAGUGACUACAAAUAUGCCCAUGACCGGCUCAGCCACUUCCGCAUGUCCACUGAUGAACGCAUGGCCACUAAGGAGGGAAUGGUGUGGCAGCUGUAUGAGUGGCAGCAGCGGCAGCAGUUCCGCCAUGGCAGCCCCACAGCUCCUAUCUACACUGGCCCUAACUUUGCAGACUCUCAGUCUUUUAGAGUUACCGUGGAGAUGCCUCGUUCCAUCUCUGUGCCCCCGUCCCCUUGUGAAGUCCCACCGUCAGUCCCCUCCUUCAAACCCCUGUCCCCUCGCAGGCCACACACGCCUUCAGACAGACGGACAGUCAGGCCCCUGGAUGAAAUGGUACCUGGGGACAGCACAAGAUCCAGCUCCCCCGGCCAUAUUUGUGCCCAUCUUUCUCAGACCGCCCAAAUAGAGAGAAGGUCCAUGCCAGCCAUGGGCUACAUCACACACACUGUCAGUGCGCCCAGCUUGCACGGCAAAACGCCAGAGGAGCUGACUCUGCUCCUCAUUCAGCUUCGGAGGCACCAGGCCAAGAUGGCUGGUGUGCAUAGCCCCAGUGAUGCGUUCGCACACCUGCAGCACCACCAGCACAACGGCCUUCUAGGCCCCAGCAUGCAGGCUGAUGAUACUUACAUACAACUGAAGAAGGACCUGGAGUAUCUAGAUCUGAAGGUGGGCCCCAACAAAGUUACUGGACGUGAAAGCCUAAAAAAAGAAUCAUCAAGGCCUGUGAAAAUAGCAGAAAGCGAUGCUGAUGUGAAAUUAAGCCGACUGUGUGAACAAGACAAGAUUCUGCAGGAGCUAGAGGCCACAAUACGCACUUUGAAGGAAGACAAGGACAAGCUGGAGUCUGUGCUGGAUGUUUCCCACCAGCAGAUGGAGCAGUACAGAGAUCAGCCAGCCCAUGCUGAGAAGAUCGCCUACCAGCAAAAAUUACUACAGGAGGAUGUGGUGCACAUCAGGGCUGAAAUAUCCCAAGUGUCCACAGAGAUGGAGAACGCAUGGAAUGAGUACAACAGGCUGGAGAGAGACGUGGACUGGCUGAAGUCAGCCCUGCAGGGACAGAUGAACCGCAGUGAUCUCUCUCAGCAAGAGAAAAUCCAGAUCAGGAAAGAGUUGUGGAGGAUUGAGGAUGUUAUCGCAGGCCUCAGCAGCAGUAAAGCCAACUACAAAGUCACUAUCUCCUCUGUGACCAACCCAGAGAGGAAAUUUGUGCCUUCAGUGUCGGUGUCAUCAGUGCCUUCUGUGCCUGGAAGUCCAUCUGCUAUGGAGAUGAGAUUGUCCCAGCAGCAGCAGAGCAGCCCCCACCUCAGCCCCAGUAGCCACCACCCCACAACCGCCACCCUUUCCCCCAGCCUCAGCCAGCAGCACCACUCUACAACCAUCACCACUGGGCCUAAAUGGGGUGAGGAAGACGUGCCUCCCAGACCUCCUCUACCUCAGCUUUACAGUCCUGAUGAGCAUCCCCCUGCUGUUCCCCCGCUGCCCAGGGAGACAACGGUCAUCAGACACACCUCUGUACGUGGCCUCAAACGACAGUCAGAUGAACGCAAGAGGGACAGAGAGAUAGGCCAGUACACUAAUGGAGACAGUAAGGUGGAACUCAGGCCUUUCCUGAGCGAUCCUGAGCUUAUGGGUGCUGGAGACGGCUCCAGCCACAUCAGUGUAGCAGCAUCAGGACAUGACGGAGGUUACCAGACAUUACCUAGCCGAGGAGUGGCUGGCUCCUCGCUUAGACUGAAUCAGUCUUCGAGCAUUUCCUCUUAUGUGACCCUCCGAAGAGCAGUUUCUGCUGCUGGCAUGAAGGAGAGACCAAAAAGUGCCUUGGAGCGCCUGUAUUCUGCGGACCCGGUGCAGCAGCAGCAGAGUGGGAAGAUGAGUGCUGAUGAGCAGCUUGAGAGGAUGAAGAGGCACCAGAAGGCUCUCGUCCGACAGCGCAAGCGUACCCUGAGCCACGGAGACCGCCAUGCCUCUUCAUCAUCGCGCCCCUCAUCCUCAUCCUCACGCCCGCUUUCAGCAGACUUGGGAUCAUGGAAGAGAGAGCAGGAGUUUGACCUGCAGUUGCUCGAGAGGGCUGUCCAGGGGGAGGAGGCUCAGGGAGUUAGGAGCGUCCAGGGGGAGGAAAGGCCACCCGAGCACAAAGAGAGACCCCGCUCGCACUCUGACGAAUGGCUGACCUUCCGCUCCGCAGCUACAACCCCUCCCGCCCAUGAGAUCGACCUUGAACCACUAGAAUAUGACCUGGAUCUAAACAAAGAGCUGUCCAAGCCUCAAAAGGUGUUGAUCCCAGAGCGAUACGUUGAUUCAGAGCCUGAGGAGGCCCUCAGUCCUCAGGAGGUGGAGGAUCGUCAUCGUAAGGUGGAACGCAUCAAGAGCAUCUUAGCGAAAUCCAGUGUGCAAAACCUAACACCGACAGUGUCUGUGGACAAGCCGGAGGCGGGGCUGGUGGCACUUGACUCGGCUCUGCAGGAGCAGGAAAGGAUCAUCACCAUGUCCUACGCUCUGGCCUCGGAGGCCUCCCUCAAAAGCAAACUGGUCGCAGUUCCACCACAGGCCCCUCCUCCUCCUCCACCCCCUCCUCCUCCACCUCCUCCUCUCCCUCCUGUAUCUCUGGCGCCUCCCUCUCCUCUAAGCAACGGAAUUCACUACACGUUUGUCUAAUCCGAGAAAUAAACUCAAGCAAUUUCUGGACACUGAGGUGCUAUUUCACAAUGACAACAAACAGCUGGAUUCUACAAGAAGAGAGGAUUUUGUUUUAUUCUGGACACCUUUCUAUACAGCAGUAGAGGAACUGUAGUAAACAUUUAACAUGCUCUCUGAGGCUCACGCAGCAUUGACUCGUUAAAGCGUUUCUAGUUGCUGAAAGCGACUUUCCCGAAGAAAACAGAAGACUUUGCUUUGGGAGCUGCUGUGCUUAUUAACUAUGGAGGAACUGUCUAACAAAUGUUAAUCUCAUUAUAAUAAAAAAAAAAUAUUUUCUACACAUUAUUGCACUUUGAAUUGUACAUUGUAUCAUGGUGAAAAAUUGAAACUAAUAUUUUCAAGGUAUGACUGAAUUGCUUUUACUUGCAGUGUGAUCUCAACUUGGGACAUUUAUGUUUGUUUUUUCAGGUACAGAAUGUUAAAAACAAGAGGUACUAAAUGUGUCAUGAUGGUAGUAUUUUUGUCAAAACUCAGAUAAUAUUCUUACACCAAACCACUUGAAAUAUCAUGUGUACGUAUGUAUCUACUGUAGCACUGCCAGUCUCCUUUUAGCUUGCCAAAAUGAGUUUUAUUUUUGCUUACAUCUGGUUGAAAAUAACCUUUAACAUAUUUUCUGUGUGACUGGGGAAGGUUGCACAAUGGAAAUUUAUAAAAAUGUGAAUAUUAAAUAUAUUAACACAAUGUUUUGUUCAUCACAUAUGUAUUUCUUUAUUUUACCAUAUACAGUAAACUCAGCUAUCCCACUACUCGAAAAACGAAGUAAUCAAUGACCUUUUGUCCUUCUAUACCAGUGAUAAAAAGUUGCCUGAAUACAGCUUAUACGUCCCUAUAAUUGACUUGAUCAAGUCA